AUGAUCAUUAUUGUGUUCAAAACUAUGAAAAAGCAUCCAAAAAGCAUCCGAACGGUUGCCCUAAUGAUAUAUAAGACUAACAUAAACUAUUCGAGGGAAACNGGAUGUGGUUGUGCUCCGUGUUGUUAUCAACACCAACACCACUCGCAUUACAAACACUUGAAACGACCCUUUAAUCUCAAGUCUAAUAAUAAUAAUUCGUUGUGCAGUGAAGACGAGUACAACAUCGGAGGCACUAAUAAUAAUGGAGUGAUAAGUGGUGUGAAUAGCACUUUGGAGGAGACAUAUAACUCAACGAUGACCAGAACUGAUUGCAUAACAAUGGCUUUGUCUCUAUUGAUCAUUCCCUUCAUUCCGGCCACAAAUCUCUUCUUUUACGUGGGAUUUGUGAUCGCAGAGCGAAUACUAUAUAUUCCUAAAGAAAAUCUCUAUCGUUCGGGCAUUGAUAUCAAUCCACCAAAAGCGAAUAUAUUGAGCGCUCAGUCAAAGAAGAAAGAAGCAGAAAAUGCUUAUAAGAAAGCCCUCACCUAUAGGUUCAAUAUGGCUGAUGUCCACUACAAUCUGUAA
Medioppia subpectinata is the source of this 567-nucleotide messenger RNA. The record is from the annotation of a GenBank genome assembly. Lineage: Eukaryota; Metazoa; Arthropoda; Arachnida; Sarcoptiformes; Oppiidae.